Molecule: messenger RNA, 1388 nt
Organism: Centropristis striata (black sea bass)
Lineage: Eukaryota; Metazoa; Chordata; Actinopteri; Perciformes; Serranidae
Gene: ankrd29
Product: ankyrin repeat domain 29
Exons: 10
Coding region: 294-1112 (272 amino acids)
Molecular function (GO): protein binding
Source: RefSeq, a predicted model, not a curated record
GGAUGAGCUCAGCUCGGCUGUCUGGCUGUUAUUAUGUCCGGGCGCCGCCAACACCCAAACACAGUGCGGCAAAAACAGUUGCGUGGCGCUCAGCUCCGUCUCUCUCUAAUGACUGAGUCCGCUGCGAGAAACAUGAGUCACGACUGAGGUCUGCAGGAUGUCUUUUAAGAAGGAAACACCCCUGGCUAAUGCCGUGUUUUGGGCAGCAAGGAAGGGGAACCUGGCUCUGCUGCAGCUGCUGCUGAACAGCGGGCGUGUGGACGCAGACUGCAGAGACAGUGUACGGACGCUGCAUGUCCCGGCUGCUCCCUGCACGCUUUAACCAUAAUCCAGCUGUGUAUGGGACGACCGCACUGAUGGUGGCGUCCUACAGCGGACACUAUGAGUGUGCCAAAGAACUCAUCAUGCAAGGAGCCGACAUCAACUUCCAGAGAGAGACAGGUUCUACGGCUCUGUUCUUCGCCUCCGAGCAGGGACACAAUGACGUCGUCAAGCUGCUCUUUGAAUUCGGUGCAUCGACUGAAUUCCAGACGAAGGACGGCGGCACAGCUCUGACUGUCGCCUCCCAGUACGGACACUCCAAGGUGGUGGAGACCCUCCUGAAGAACGGAGCCAACGUCCACGACCAGCUCCAUGAUGGAGCCACCUCUCUGUUCCUCGCCGCCCAGGAGGGUCAUGUGACUGUGAUUCGUCAGCUGUUGUCAUCUGGUGCCAAAGUUAACCAACCGAGGGAGGACGGUACGGCCCCACUGUGGAUGGCGGCCCAGAUGGGUCACAAUGAGGUGGUGAGGGUGCUGCUGCUGCGAGGUGCAGAUCGAGACGCUGACAGACAAGACGGAUCAACAGCAUUAUUCAAGGCGGCUUAUAAAGGACACAACAGUGUCAUUGAGGAGCUUCUCAAGUUUUCUCCUUCAGUCGGCCUUCUGAAGAACGGCUCCACGGCUCUUCACGCUGCUGUUAUGGGGGGAAAUCUGCCGACUGUUCUGCUGCUGCUGGGAGCCAACGCCGACCCAGCACUCCCCAACAAGAAUAAUGAGCUCCCUGCAGAUCUGACGCAGAGCGACCGCAUCCUGAAGGCGUUACAUCCCAAACUGUCUAACGGAGACAGCUGAUGACUUCCUGCCUGUAAACACACUGAGGGAAAUAAACAACAACAACAACAACAACAGUGUCAGACCUCCUCCAACAUGUUUGUGGUGCUUUGCUGUCAUAUAUUGAAUAAACCUGGACGAACCUUGAGCAUCACACUGCAUCUGUCCUCAGUCCUCUCCUCUCUGUCCGUCUACAGUAUAAUGCAUCUAUUUUUAUUUACCCCAGCUGUUGUAAGAUUUCUAUAUAUUUUGCACACUUUUUAUUUGCCUUUUUAAAUGGAUGUAAUAAAGUGUAAA